UGUCCCUCCUUCCUUGUCAUCCCAGGAGGCCAUUCUCCUGUCGUCUCCGGAUCUGGGUGACAAAAAAUAAUAUCCAAAGAUAUUUUGGCACUAACAAUGUGAUCUAUAGCAAGAAAGAUGAACAGUCUGUUCCAACCCAGGAGAUUUAUAAGGAGACGAGAGCCAAGACGGUGUAAAGGAGAAUACGAAAAAAGACUUGUUAAAUAUUAUGAAGGGCAUGAAAGUUGAGUUAAGCACAGUAAAUGUACAAACCACAAAGCCACCCAACAGAAGACAACUGAAAAGUUUGGAGGCCACAGUUGGCAGGCUUCCAAGGGCUUCAGAAGAUGCCCCAAAGGAGGGAAACCAAAAUUGGAAAUAUUGGAGGAUGUACUAUGAGUGUGGUGUAUAUAUCAAGGAUAUAUCUUGGAACUUCUCUCAGUGGUCUUAUGUUCAAAGAAGAGGCUUUGGUCCUACAUCGAAAGAUCGCGAGUCCCUGAGUCCCAAGUUAGUGGCCGCUGCAUCUGCUGUUGCAGAUUCUCUUGCUUUUGACAAGCAGACAACCAAGUCGGAGCUGCUCAGGCAGCUCCAGCAGCACGGGGAAGACGCAAGGGCACAGAAGGAUGGAGAAAGACCUAAAAUUAGUUUCAGUAAUGUAAUAUCAGAUAUGAAAGUUGCCAGAUCUGCCACAGCUAGAGUUAGUACAAGACCGGUGCCUUAGAUUCCAUUUGAUGAAGGAUCUGACGAUUAUGUUGGCCAGGAGAAGACCGUUGAUCUUAGAAAAAGAUGUUCUAGGCCAACA
Messenger RNA from Diceros bicornis minor, 781 nucleotides. RefSeq names its product small ribosomal subunit protein mS31-like. Bases 209 to 700 code for a protein of 163 amino acids. Gene Ontology annotation, molecular function: structural constituent of ribosome. The record is from RefSeq and is a predicted model, not a curated record. The transcript has 6 exons. Gene Ontology annotation, cellular component: mitochondrial small ribosomal subunit. Lineage: Eukaryota; Metazoa; Chordata; Mammalia; Perissodactyla; Rhinocerotidae.